AUGAACGACUGCGCCGUCGUUCUCCCGAACGAGAGCGACAAGUGGCUGUCUUUCGACAAUUAUGACAGAAAGGAGCGACUUCCCUUCGUAGUGUACGCGGAUCUGGAGUGUCUUCUCGAGCGACGGGAGAGGGAGAACGUCGAGGGGGGCCCGAGAACGGAAAGAUACGCUUAUCAGCGUCACGUACCGUUCAGCGUGGGCUACUAUCUGUGCUGCACCUACGACGAUACCGCGUCCGCGUACAGAUAUCGUCGCGGCGAGGAUUGCGUUUCGUGGUUCGUGAACGAGCUUCGCGUUCUCGCGCGUCGCGUUAAGAAUAAAUUUUCCACCAAUGUAGCGAUGGUGGAACUCACGGAGGACGAGAAAAGCGAAUUUCUGCUCGCGACUCAUUGUCACGUGUGCGAGAAACCGUUUCAACCGGAGAACAAUCGCGUGCGGGAUCACUGUCACCUAACCGGACGUUACAGAGGUCCGGCGCAUUCUCGUUGCAAUCUGAAUUAUAGAAACGUUUACGUGAUUCCCGUGUUCUUUCACAAUUUGUCGGGUUAUGACGCGCACUUCGUCGUCGAAAAAAUCGCGAACGAUUUCGAGGGCGGAGUCGAUCUGCUGCCCCUCACGAAGGAAAGCUACAUAUCUUUCUCGAAGACCGUUAAAGAGACGCAGACGGACGGGAAAUGGGAUUGGUACGUGAAGCUUCGAUUCGUGGACUCGUAUAAAUUUUUAGCGGCGAGUAUCGAAACCCUGGCGUCCUAUCUGAACGGGGACAAGCUGAGAAUCACGCGUUCGGAGUACGCGGAUUUCAGCGCGGAGGAUCUCGAUCUGCUCACUCGCAAGGGUGUGUUUCCGUACGAGUACGUCGACGGCGCGGACAAACUGCGGGAUACCGAGCUUCCGCCGCGCGAGGCCUUUUACAGCUCCCUGACCGACGAGACCGCGAGCGAGAGCGACUACGAGCACGCGACGAGGGUCUGGCGACGUUUUCGCGUGCGAGAUCUCGGCGAGUACAGCGAUCUGUAUCUCAAGACCGACGUGCUUCUUCUGGCGGAUAUAUUUGAAAAUUUUUGGGACGCGUGUUUGGCGAGUUACGGGCUCGAUCCCGCGCAUUACUACACGUUGCCGGGGUACACGUGGGACGCCAUGCUGAGGUGCACCGGCGUGCGUUUCGAGCUGCUCACCGACAUCGACAUGGUGCUGUUCGUAGAACGCGGAAUACGCGGCGGCCUCAGUCAAUGUUCGCUCAGGUACGCGCGAGCCAAUAACAGGCACGUACCGACGCACGACUCGUCCCAGCCCACUACGUAUCUCAUGUAUUACGACGUGAACAAUCUGUACGGCUGGGCUAUGAGCAAAUCGUUGCCCUACGCGAAUUUCCACGACGUCGGUUACAUUUUGGAGGUGGAUCUCGAGUACCCGCGAGACCUGCACGACACCCACGCGGAUUUGCCGUUGUGCCCGACGCGCGACAAACCGCCCGGCAAGCGACAGGAAAAAUUGCUCGCCACUCUCUACGACAAAUCGCGUUACGUGACGCACUAUCGAAACCUGCAGCAAUGUCUGCGACUAGGUAUGCGUUUGACGCGCGUUCGUCGCGUUCUACGAUUCGCCCAGUCGCCGUGGCUUCGCGUCUACAUCGAACUGAACACCGCGCUUAGGACGCGCGCGAGCAACGAUUUCGAACGGAAUUUGUACAAACUGAUGAACAACGCCGUCUUCGGCAAGACUAUGGAGAACGUGCGCGAUCACGUGGACGUGCGUCUCGUGACGCGAUGGGACGGGAGAUACGGCGCGGAGGCGUUGAUCGCUAAGCCGAACUUUCACAGCAGGAGCGUCUUUUCGGAGAAUCUGGUGGCGAUCGAGCUGCGAAAGCUCGAGGUAAAAUUCAACAAGCCGAUCUACGUGG
This is a messenger RNA of Temnothorax curvispinosus, 1900 nucleotides long. RefSeq lists its product as uncharacterized. The transcript is spliced from 2 exons. NCBI's taxonomy places the organism in Eukaryota, Metazoa, Arthropoda, Insecta, Hymenoptera, Formicidae. Gene Ontology annotation, biological process: DNA replication. The annotation marks the transcript as partial. Gene Ontology annotation, molecular function: DNA binding; DNA-directed DNA polymerase activity; nucleotide binding. The record is from RefSeq and is a predicted model, not a curated record.